Molecule: messenger RNA, 1609 nt
Organism: Fundulus heteroclitus (mummichog)
Lineage: Eukaryota; Metazoa; Chordata; Actinopteri; Cyprinodontiformes; Fundulidae
Gene: rab34b
Product: RAB34, member RAS oncogene family b
Exons: 11
Coding region: 184-948 (254 amino acids)
Biological process (GO): endocytosis; phagosome-lysosome fusion
Molecular function (GO): GTPase activity; GTP binding
Source: RefSeq, a predicted model, not a curated record
CUGUGCGGAGUGGUGCCUUUGGAGACAGACUGACUUUCUAACUAUGAGCGUUUGGUUUCAUCAUAUCUCUGGAUUUUUAUCAUAUUUACAUUUCCAUUUCCUAAUCUGGUUCAGAGUUAGAUAAGUGACAGUGUGGCUGUGAAAGCGUGCCAGUGAUCGUCUGUGUGGCGUUGAACAACCAGCAUGUUGCCUCCUGUGAAGAAGGACCGAAUCAUCACUCACCUCCCAAAGUGUUUUAGUCCAAAUGCAGCUUUGCACACCAAAGAAGGCUUCCACCCACAGGUGAGCGCUGCAUGCCAGGUUCAGAAGACAGAUGGUGUGAGCUUUAAUAUCGGCAAAGUCAUUGUGGUGGGAGACGUUUCUGUCGGGAAAACCUGUUUAAUCAGCAGGUUCUGUAAAGGAGCGUUUGAUAAGAACUACAAAGCAACCAUCGGGGUGGACUUUGAGAUGGAGCGUUUCGAGGUGCUUGGUGUUCCCUUCAGCUUGCAGCUGUGGGAUACAGCAGGUCAGGAGCGCUUCAAGUGCAUCGCCUCAACAUAUUACAGAGGAGCACAAGCCAUCAUUGUGGUCUUUGACUUAAGCAGUCUGAACUCACUAGAUCACGCCAGGGAGUGGCUGGAGGACGCCAUGAAGGAAAACGAUCCGUCCAGUGUUCUGCUGUUCCUGGUCGGUACCAAGAAGGACCUCAGCUCUCCUGAUCAGCUGGCUGAGGUGGAACAGGAAGCUAUCAGACUCUCGGAGGCGAUCAAAGCAGAGUACUGGGCCGUGUCUGCAAAGUCAGGCGAUGGAGUCAGGGAUCUUUUCCUACGUGUGGCGUCUCUGACUUUUGAGGCGAACGUUUUGGCCGAACUUGAGAAGAGUGGGUCGAGACACGGCAAAGACAUCAUCAGGAUUACAGACAGCUCCGAAGCCCAUCAGAAACCAAACAAGAAGGCCAACUGUUGUUGAGACUGACAAACCACUGCCUGAACCCACUGGCAGAGUUAUAAGGCUGCGCGACCUGCAGCUAUUAGUGGGCGAGUCUGAACAGAACCACGGACUCCCUGGAUCAGUGUGGAUACCCCGAGCAUGCCAUCUCUGUAGGAUUCAGGAAAUAUUUGUCACGUCCCAAGUCGUAGCUCCAACAUAAUGGCUCUCAUUGAGCCUGUAAACAAGUCUGUUAGCAGAAUGACCCAAACCAGGUUUUCUCAGGAAUGUUUGCUACUAACCAGACCCGCAACAAGCAGUUCUUUGUCACAUUCAUGGUUGUAAAGAGUUUUCUUAAAACCAUAAAGUCUUUUCACAAGAACAUUGUCUGCUAGAACCAAGAUUUUAUCCUGUUAGCGCGGAUUUGUCAGAAUAUCAUCUCCCAAGUCAUGCGUUUUUGUGCUCGCUAAUGUGAUGCGCGCAUCGGAUCAAGUGACCACCGUCUCCCCCAUCACGCCCCUUCCUGCUCUGACACAAGGGCUCACAUGAUCUGGGAGUGGAGGAAAGAAAAGCGUGUGUCUACAUGAACCAGUGCUGGACAACAGCAGCACAGUUAAGUCCAAAGUUAUUCAUACCCCUGGUUGCUUUACGUGCAAAAAUUAUUUUGUCGUCUAAACUUUUUUUUUUACAUCUCUCAGGAGAU